Messenger RNA from Eriocheir sinensis (Chinese mitten crab), 2556 nucleotides. RefSeq names its product ribosome biogenesis protein BMS1 homolog. Gene Ontology annotation, cellular component: 90S preribosome. The transcript is spliced from 13 exons. Gene Ontology annotation, molecular function: U3 snoRNA binding; GTP binding; GTPase activity. Gene Ontology annotation, biological process: maturation of SSU-rRNA from tricistronic rRNA transcript (SSU-rRNA, 5.8S rRNA, LSU-rRNA); ribosome biogenesis; endonucleolytic cleavage of tricistronic rRNA transcript (SSU-rRNA, 5.8S rRNA, LSU-rRNA). Lineage: Eukaryota; Metazoa; Arthropoda; Malacostraca; Decapoda; Varunidae. The record is from RefSeq and is a predicted model, not a curated record. Bases 151 to 2469 code for a protein of 772 amino acids.
GGCAAUCAUAAAGAAGCAAAUGAGGAAGAAUCAAGAUAUCCUUCAUUUGAAACUGUGGUGGAUGGGACUGGAAGAGUUCGAAGAAGAGCUAUUUUCUCUGACACCCUGGAGGAGGAGGAAGAGGAGGAGGAGGAGGAUAGUGAUGAUGAUAUGGACUCUGAUGACAAUGAAAGUGAUGAAAAUGAGGCUGAGGAAGAGGAUGAUCAUGGAAUGGAACCUCCAAGGAAGAAAUCUAAGGGCACAAGAAAUAGUGAUGGCAGUGAUUCUGAGGACUAUGAUUUGGAUGCAGAUCUGCAGGAAAUUCAAGGGAAAGAUGCUGGUCAAGACGGUGCAGUGAAAUCCCUUCCUGGCGACUUGGCUGAAUCCUCAGUGCCAAUCAGAAAGAAAUUAGAACUAAGAAACAAUAACAACAGCUCGGUAACAGCCAAGCUCCAAGGGUUGCUAGAAAAAAUCAAACCAUCAACCGUUCACCAAUCAAAGACAAAAGCAACAGCUGAUGAUGAUGAUGAUGACAGUGAAGAUGAGCAACUUGGUGACACAGAAUGCAGGGAGGGUUCAGAAUUCCAUGGCAAAGAAUCCUCCAAAUCCAAACCACAAAAUGACUCUGAUGUAGAUGACAGCGAGAGUGAUGAGGACAAGAUACAAUACCGGAGUGAGAUGUUGAAGCAAGCCAUGUCAGAUUUUUACAAAGGUCAAAGUACAGUGUCAUUUCUAAGAAGAUUCAUAUAUUCAAAUGUUCAAGAAGAUGGAGAGAGUUCGGAUGAAGGAGAGGAUGGUGAGGUUGGUGGACUCUUCCGAAAAGUGACAAAAACAAGACCUGCCAAGCAGUUAACACAGGCUGAUAUUAAUGAAAUGGACACCAGUCGAUUCAUCCCUCUAGUUACCAGAGAUUGGACCAAGGAUGAGAUGCACAACUCUAUCAAAGACUGUUUUGUAACUGGAGAAUGGAAGGAAAGUGAAAAUGCUCAAACUCUUCUCAAAAUGGACGAUGAGGGUGAUCUUUAUGGGGACUUUGAAGACCUUGAAUCUGGAAAAAAGUUCAGUACAGAUUCAAAAGAAGAAAAUAUGGAUGAAGUAGAUGAAGAUACAGUCCCUAAGGUUGAAGAUAAGGAAAAAAGUGCAAAAGAAAAAUUAAUUGAAAAGAAGCGACGACUCAAAGAAAUGUUUGAUGCAGAGUAUGAUGAAAAGGGUAAUGGUGAUCACUUUGACUCACUGAAAACAGAAAUGAGUCAACAAGCACAGUUAAACCGAGCUGAAUUUGAGGGCCUGGAUGAUGAAACAAGGGUCCAGUAUGAAGGCUUCCGGCCAGGCAUGUAUGUACGCAUGGAGUUCAGUGACUUCCCGUGUGAGUUCAUCACCAACUUCAACGCCACUUACCCAGUCAUUGUGGGAGGACUGUUGGAGAAUGAGAGCAACAUGGGAUUUAUCCGAGUAAGGAUUAAGGUACAUCGUUGGUAUCCCAAGAUUCUCAAGAACAGAGAUCCAUUGAUUCUUUCACUCGGAUGGCGUCGCUUCCAAACCCUUAUGUAUUAUGCCAAGAGGGAGGACAACUUCAGAAUGCGAUCCCUCAAAUAUGCCCGCAAAUACAUGCAUGUGGAAGCAAUGUGCUGGGGACCAGUUACUGUGGUUAAUACAGGAUUUGUUGCCCUCCAGAACAUCACAGACAGAGUGCCUGAAUUCCGUAUUGCCGCAAAUGGUGUUGUCCUAGAAACAGACCAGAGCAGCAAGAUAGUCAAGAAGCUCAAGUUGAUGGGCACUCCUGACAAAAUUUUGAAGAAGACAGCUUUCAUCAAGGACAUGUUUCAUUCAGAUACUGAAAUUGCCAAGUUUGAAGGAGCAAAAAUUGAAACCCAGUCAGGUAUUCGGGGAAUCAUCAAGAAAUUCAGUGGAAACAAAGGGCAUUUCCGUGCUACUUUUGAAGAUGCAAUAAAAAUGAGUGAUGUGAUUAUCCUGAAGACAUGGGUCCCCCUGGAGAUGGCAACACACUGUUUCCCGGUCCGCACACUGCUGCUCCCACCCAGUGAGAAGGCAGCUUGGCAGGGCAUGAAGACCCUUGCCCAAGUGAAGAAGAGCAAGGGCAUUAAGAAUCUUGCAAAUCCCGAUUCAUUGUACACACCAAUCACUCAGCGGCGUGAGUAUGUGCCGCUUCCCCUGAAAGUCCCCAGAGAACUCCAGAAAGCCUUGCCAUACAGUGAGAAGCCAAAGAUCACGCCUAAGAGUGUCCAGGAGCAAAGGGUCUUAGUUGUGAAAGAUCCCAAGGAAAUGCAGAUGGACAUGUUUAUGAAACGGUUGAAGACAAUGAUGGAAGACAAGAUCCACAAGGAAGAAAGAGAGAAAGAAAAACUAAGAAAGAAAUUCCAGAAGGACAUUGAUGAGCGGGAACACAUGCGACAAGUUAGAGAGAAGCGCAAGAAGGCCGUUGCCUGCAGAUUCAAGAGCAAAAAGAAUGGGAAGAAAAGCAUUGUUUGAAACUAAUAGAGCACAUGUUUUAUACUGGUCUUGUACAUGUGAAAAAACAAACAGGCAUUGUUAUACAUAAAGUGUUUUAACUAAGAA